Molecule: messenger RNA, 3161 nt
Organism: Epinephelus lanceolatus (giant grouper)
Lineage: Eukaryota; Metazoa; Chordata; Actinopteri; Perciformes; Serranidae
Gene: hyou1
Product: hypoxia up-regulated 1
Biological process (GO): endoplasmic reticulum unfolded protein response; negative regulation of hypoxia-induced intrinsic apoptotic signaling pathway
Cellular component (GO): endoplasmic reticulum chaperone complex
Molecular function (GO): ATP binding; ATP-dependent protein folding chaperone
Source: RefSeq, a predicted model, not a curated record
GUUCCGGGCCCGACUGCCGACAGCGAGCCGGUGAUAAGGGGAACCAGAAACUACCAAGUGUGACAACAAAGAAGCUCUGAAUCAAGGCAAGACCAGAGAAACUCGUCACAGAACCCGCCCGGUGAAGCACAGUCGCUCGGUAGCCCCUUCACAGUUUGCUUUGUGCCGGCUGAAGAGAGCUCGUCAUGGGGGGCAGGAAGCUGGUGCCGGCUGCUCUUUUCUGCCUUGUUCUGGCGAUGUUGCCUUCACAUGCAGUGACUGUAGCUGUCAUGUCAGUUGACCUGGGCAGUGAGUGGAUGAAAGUAGCGAUAGUGAAACCUGGUGUGCCGAUGGAGAUUGUUCUCAACAAGGAGUCGAGGAGGAAAACACCCACGGCUGUAUGCCUCAAGGAAAAUGAGAGACUUUUGGGAGACAAUGCACUAGGAGUGUCUGUGAAGAACCCCAAAAGUGUUUAUCGACACCUCCAAAGUCUCCUGGGCAAAAAGCAUGAUAACCCCCAGGUGGCGCUCUACCAGAAACGUUUCCCCGAGCACCAUCUGCAGGAGGACCCAGCCAGAGGCACAGUUUGCUUUAAAAACUCAGAAGAAAUGCAGUACACACCUGAGGAGCUCCUCGGGAUGGUGCUCAAUUAUUCUCGUGGAUUGGCUCAGGACUUUGCAGAACAACCAAUCAAAGAUGCAGUGAUCACCGUCCCAGCCUUUUUCAACCAGGCAGAGCGCAGGGCAGUCCUGCAGGCUGCACAGAUGGCAGGUCUAAAGGUUCUUCAGCUUAUCAAUGACAACACAGCUGUGGCCUUGAACUAUGGGGUCUUCAGGAGGAAAGAUAUCGACAACACAGUGAAGAAUGUGAUGUUCUAUGAUAUGGGCUCAGGCAGCACGACUGCCACCAUCGUCACUUAUCAGACAGUCAAAACCAAGGAGGCUGGCACCCAGCCCCAGUUACAGAUCCGAGGUGUCGGGUUUGACCGAGGGUUGGGGGGCUUUGAGAUGGACCUGCGACUGCGGGACCACCUUGCCAAACUGUUCAACGGGCAGAAGAAGAGCAAGAAAGAUGUGAGGGAGAACCACCGGGCCAUGGCCAAGCUCCUCAAAGAGGCUCAGAGGCUCAAGACAGUGCUUAGUGCAAACAUGGAUUUCAUGGCUCAGGUGGAAGGUUUGAUGGAUGACAUUGACUUCAAAGCUAAGGUGACCAGGGCUGAGUUUGAGGAGCUGUGCGCGGAUCUCUUUGAAAGAGUGCCCGGCCCCGUGCAGGAUGCCCUCUCCACCGCAGAAAUGAAGCUGGAUGAAAUUGAGCAGGUGAUUUUAGUAGGCGGCUCCACCCGUGUCCCCAAGGUUCAGGAAGUGCUCCUCAAAGCUGUGGGCAAAGAGGAGCUGGGGAAGAACAUCAACGCAGAUGAGGCAGCAGCCAUGGGUGCAGUGUACCAGGCUGCUGCCCUCAGCAAGGCCUUCAAGGUCAAACCUUUCCUAGUCCGAGACGCAGCUGUCUUUCCUAUUCAGGUGGAGUUCACCCGAGAGACAGAGGAGGACGGGGUCAAAUCCAUGAAACACAACAAGCGUAUCCUGUUCCAGAGGAUGGCGCCCUAUCCUCAGCGCAAGGUCAUUACAUUCAACCGCUACAGCGAUGACUUUGCCUUCUACAUCAACUACGGUGACCUCAGCUUCCUGAGUCAGGAAGACCUCAGUGUGUUUGGCUCUCUGAACCUGACCACAGUCAAACUGUCUGGAGUAGGCAACAGCUUUCAGAAGCACGCAGACGCUGAGUCAAAAGGCAUCAAAGCCCAUUUUAACAUGGAUGAAAGUGGGGUGCUCCUGCUGGAUCGGGUGGAGUCUGUGUUUGAAACUAUUGUGGAGGAGAAAGAAGAGGAAUCAACAUUAACAAAACUGGGUAACACAAUUUCCACUUUGUUUGGAGGAGGAUCGUCAGAACCUGCUCCAAACAUAACUGAACCUGUCCAGGACGAGGAGGAAGUGCCUCCGGAGUCUGGAAAGGAUGGCAAGGACGAGGAGGGCAAGGGCGAGGCCAAGACGGACGAGGCUGCCAAAGACAAGCAGGAGGAUUCAGAGAAAAGUGCAGGUGAAGAGAAAAGUCAGGAGAAGACGGAGGAUGCAGGCAGCAAGACUGAUGCCAAGGAGGAAAAGGAUGGAGAGAAAUCUGGAAGCACUGAGGCAGAGAAGGAUGUGGAGAAGAAGGCAAAACCUCAGAAAAAAAGCAAAAUCUCUGAAGACAUCACAGUGGAACUCGUCAUCAACGACAUCCUCGACCCCACUGCAGAUGAUCUCACUUCCUCUAAGAAGAAGUUGCAGGAUUUGACAGACAGGGACCUGGCCAAACAGGAAAGGGAAAAGUCACUCAACAGUCUGGAAGCUUUUAUCUUUGAAACACAGGACAAGCUGUACCAGGAGGAUUACCAGCUGGUGGUUUCAGAGGAGGACAAGGAGCAGAUCUCCGCCAAGCUGAGCGAGGCGUCGGAGUGGAUGGACGAGGAAGGCUACACGGCCACUACCAAGCAGCUGAGAGAGAAGCUUUCGCAGCUGAAGAGCCUGUGCAAGGACAUGUUUUUCAGGGUGGAGGAGCGACGUAAGUGGCCGGACCGGCUGGCUGCCCUGGACAGCAUACUCAACACCUCCAGCUUCUUUUUGAGGAGUGCCAAAAUGAUUCCAGAGGAUGACCAAAUUUUCACUGAAGUCGAGCUGAAUAUGUUGGAGAAAGUGAUCAAUGAAACAAUGACGUGGAAGAAUGAGACGGUAGCAGAGCAGGAGAAACGCUCUCCAAAGGAGCGGCCCAUCCUGUUGUCCAAAGACAUUGAGACUAAGCUGGCCCUGCUGGAUCGAGAGGUGAACUACUUGCUCAACAAGGCCAAGUUUGCCAAGCCGAAAGCUAAAGCCAAAGCCAAGAACAGCACCAGCUCAGAGAAAAGCAGCAAGGCCAACAGCACAGCGGAGGAGAAAGUCAUCCCUCCCACAGAGGAGAGCACGGACACAAAGAGUGAAAGCCCAGAGGAGGUGCAGCCGGGCGAAGCCCCACCCACUGAAGAGAGCACUUUACACACAGACUCAGACAGCCAAUCACAGCCCACAGAAGAAACAACAACUACAGGACCAACGGAGAAUGCCCAACUUGAAAACCACAUAGACGAUGAAUUAUAACAGCUGGAAGUGGGG